AUGAGAUCGCUCCGCUUCAUUGCUGCAGAAGCCCUUGUAUCCCACCCGCUGCUGGCCCAGGAAAGCCUGGACAGUAUGGCCUACAACCUCUACCCACUCCUGUUCAAGGUCAGCUACCUGCUGGAGCAGGCAGAAGUGACCCGCGCUGUGCUAGGGUGCUGGCCUAUGGAGGAGUUCCGGCUGGCCAUGCUGCUGGGGCCCAGCAAUGACCACCCAGAGGACUUGCGUGACCGGGCCUGCAGGACCUGCCUGGAGGCCUGCAUUCGGGGCCUGGCUGACCAUGUGCUGCAGGGUGGGAGCCACCGGCUUCGACUGGCAGACCUCACAGGCAUCCGGGAUGUGCAAGAGCAGCGAUGUCCCUGUGGGAGGGUGUUGGGGAGGUGGGGCCGCACCCAGCUGCUGGCCAAGACCUGUUGUGAGCUGCAGGCACAGCCCUGCGUGGCUGGACACUCCAUUGAGGUCCUGGCCGACCUCUUUGUAACCGACGGAAACUUUGAGGCAGUGGUGCAAGCUCUGCAGCCAGCAGGCCCAGCCCCUUUUCAGGUGCGCUGCCCCUCAUUCCGUGCAGAUAGCCUGAGCCCUGGGCAGCUCCUGCUUGUGCUGGGCCUGGUGGGACCGGCUAUACUGCACAAGCUAGAGGUGGUGCACAAUGUGCGGCUGCACGCUGGCCAUGUGCUACAGCUGCUGGAGCAGGUGGGCUUUCCCCAGUUAGCCUCUCUCACUCUGCCCACCAAGGCCUUUGAUGCUCCCCCUGACUGCACCCCAGCCCCUGAGGGCCAGGACCCCCUCCUUGCCUCCAUCGCCUGGGAGCUGAGCCGCAUGACCCAGCUCACUGAGCUCAGUGUGGCUUUCUCCUCACUGACUGGGAAGAUCCGAACGCUGCUUGGCCCCCUCAGGACCCCACUGCGAGUGCUCGACCUGGCCAAUUGUGCCCUGAACCAUGCAGACAUGGCCUUCUUGGCAGACUGUGCCCAUGCCACCCACCUGGAGGUGCUGGACCUCAGUGGACACAACCUGGUCCACUUUUACCCCUCAUCUUUCUUCAGGCUGCUACGCCAGGCAGCCCAGACCCUGAGGGUACUGACGCUGGAGGACUGCUGCAUCACAGACAGCCACGUGGGCAUGAUGACCCUAGGCCUGAGCCCCUGCAGUCAGCUCCAGGAGUUCAAGUUCCUGGGGAAUCCCCUGUCUGCCCGUGCCCUCAGACGCCUCUUUGCUGCACUCUGUGAGCUCCCUAAGCUGCAGCGCAUUGAGUUCCCGGUGCCAAAGGACUGUUACCCCGAGGGCACGGCCUACCCCCAGGAUGAGCUGGCCAUAUCCAAAUUUGACCAGCAGAAGUACAAUGUGAUUACUGAAGAGCUGCGCUUGGUGCUGCUGAGGGCAGGCCGGGGGGAUAUCCAGGCUUCCACACCACUCUUCGGAAGCUUUGACCCAGACAUUCAGGAAACCAGCAAUGAACUUGGCGCUUUCUUGCUUCAAGCUUUUAAAAAUGCUUUAGAAAAUUUUUCCAGAGCACUAAAACAAAGUGAAUAAGCCCUCAAAUCAUGCCAAGAAUAGGUCUUGCACUUCAGCCUGUGUAGCACCUCAGAUCUGUCCCAGAUAGGAGGGCUGAGUCAAGCAUUUGUCACCAGAAACAUCACUCACAAAAGCACUUCUUAGUGAAAAUUAUAGGUGUACCAGUUAGGUACUAUAGGAGAGGAAGUCCUGCCUUUUAGAUGUGACAUGAGGUGUUCCUGGGUGUCACUGCAGCAGGAUCCUGGAGCAAAGAUUCAAGGAGAGGCCACCACAGUAGCAGAAAGUGAAGUGCUUGGCCAGGCACUAGGCCAGCUGACAGUAGGGACAGGAUCUACUGCUACACAACAGUGAGGAUGAAGAAAUGAGAGAACUUACUGCAGAAUUUGUAUAAAAUAAGAAGCAGCCCAUGAAAGCUAACUAAGACUAAACAUGAAAAGUGAGCCAGACAGACCCCUGGGCCCAGCAGGAGGUACCACACACAGCAGGUCACAUCUUGCCUGCUGCAUUAAAGCUCCCAAGACAAGGCCUGGGCUAGGGUGGCUUCUUCCCCUCACUGGUAUCCAAGUGGAUGUGGGCUGUUCCUUGUCCCAUCUCUACCAGAAGCCCUCUGAGCACCAUACCUGGGCUCCCAGA
Messenger RNA from Fukomys damarensis (Damara mole-rat), 2148 nucleotides. RefSeq names its product leucine rich repeat containing 14B (gene Lrrc14b). The transcript has 2 exons. Lineage: Eukaryota; Metazoa; Chordata; Mammalia; Rodentia; Bathyergidae. The coding region runs from base 1 to 1533 and encodes 510 amino acids. The record is from RefSeq and is a predicted model, not a curated record. Gene Ontology annotation, cellular component: cytoplasm.